AAAAAAUUGAAAAUGAAAGUAGAGGGGAAAAGCUGCAGACGAGUGAGACGUCAGCUUCGCCCGCGUAAACACCAGUCCCUCCCGCUCUCCAACGGUUGCGCUUCAGUUUUAGGCGGCAAAAUCUGAAAGGUCAAUUUCUAGGGUUUUUCCACUUUUUCUACGAUCGAGCAUUUCCCGGUGGAUUUCAACUCAGAAACAGCUUCAUAUCGAUGAUUUAGGGUUUCAAUGGAAGCAGCAGCAGCUCCGUCCGAUUCCCCCACAAUAAAGCCGAUAAACAAGGGCGUGGUGCACAGGAUCUGCGCCGGCCAAGUGAUUCUCGACCUCUCCGCCGCCGUGAAAGAAUUGGUGGAAAACAGCCUCGACGCCGGCGCCACCAGCAUCGAAAUCGGCCUCAAAGACUACGGCAAAGAGUGGUUCCAGGUCGUCGACAAUGGCUGCGGCAUUUCGCCGAACAACUUCCGGGUCCUUGCCCUCAAGCAUCACACCUCGAAGCUCGCCGGGUUCCCGGACCUCCAGUCCCUCACCACCUUCGGCUUCCGCGGCGAGGCCUUGAGCUCUCUCUGUGCUUUGGGGGAUUUGACUGUGGAAACCAGGACCAAGAACGAGACCGUCGCCACGCACUUGACAUUCGACCAUUCGGGUUUGUUGGUCGCCGAGAAGAAGACCGCCCGGCAAGCGGGCACUACCGUCACGGUGAAGAACUUGUUUUCGAAUUUACCAGUGCGGUGCAAGGAAUUCAGCCGCAACAUUCGGAAGGAGUAUGGAAAGCUUGUUUCUUUAUUGAAUGCCUAUGCUCUUAUUGCUAAAGGCGUUCGGUUAGUCUGCACGAAUGCUACUGGUAAAAAUGCGAAAUCUGUGGUACUUAAAACACAAGGGAGUGGUUCCCUUAAAGAUAACAUUGUCACACUGUUUGGAUUGACCACGUUCAAUUGCUUAGAACCAGUGAGUAUAUCUGUGUCUGAAAGUUGCAAGGUUGAUGGUUUUCUGUCCAAGUCUGGACAGGGUAGUGGGCGAAAUAUGGGAGAUAGACAGUACUUUUUUGUGAAUGGUAGACCGGUGGAUAUGCCUAAAGUUACCAAGCUUGUGAAUGAGUUGUAUAGAAGAGCAAAUUCCCAGCAGCACCCCAUUGCAAUAAUGAAUUUUACGGUUCCAACAAGAGCGUGUGAUGUCAAUGUAACUCCUGAUAAAAGGAAAGUGUUCUUUUCUGAUGAAAGUGCCAUACUGGUUGCCCUUAGGGAGGGUUUACAGGAGAUAUAUUCUUCAAGUAAUGCUCAUUACACUGUAAAUAAAAUUGAGGACCCUGCUAAGGAAGCAGAUAGGUCAGAGUUGUGUUCUCCUCAUCAAAGGUCUCAUAAGUUUCUGAAACAAUCGCCUACAGAGGAUGUUGUUUCUGAAGAAGUAAGCAUUGCCACUACAGGCGGUUUGCAGCAAACAUAUUCUCCAAGUGAUGCUCCUUGUUCUAUUAAUAAAGUUGAGGAGGUGCCUACUAAGGAAGCAGGUAGCUCUGAGUCGUGUUUUCGUCGUCAACUGUCUCGUAUGUUCCCGAAGCAAUCAUCUCCGGAUGGCAGUGUUCCCGAAGAAAUUCAUGUUAAGGAUCACCUUGCAGAAGGCAAUGCUCGUCUGAAAGCUCUUGAAACUGAGUCUGAGUACACUGAUGAUGUAGAAGAGUUGAGCCUAGAAAAUGCGAUGAGCAAGGACUUUACUCUUAGAGUACACAGCAGUAAGAAGGUUGGUGGUAGUAGUAGCAAAUUAACAACACAUAACAACAGUAUGACAACUGAUCAAACUCGUUCUCUUUCAAGAGUGGUUGAGAAUGCUGCCAAUGGAGAUUCAUGUAGUCGUUCAAUCUCUGUUCAAUCAUCACUCAAUCAAUUUGUGACCGUAAGUAAAAGAAAACAUGAAAAUAUCAGUACAGUGCUAUCUGAAAUGCCUGUCCUAAGGAACCAAGCUCUUCAUUCUCAAUCCAAGGAAAGCACUUCUGAUUUGCAUGCUACUGUUUCAAACUCUCCGGUUCGACAUGACCAGGCCAAUGCUUCUUCUGAGAUUGAUAACUCUGCUGAAGUUGAUGAGAAUGAGCCAUCCAAGUAUCUUAGAGCAGACAAGAUUCUCAAUAAAAUUAGAGGUCCAAUUUCUGUUGGGGGCAACACUAAAGAUCUCAAUCCUAGUGAGGAUGUACAGCCUCAACAUAUAGCAGAUCCUCUUCCUAUUAUGGCAUCACCUGCUUCACCUAGCGGAAGUCUAAAUUGUUUGUCUGAAGAUCUUCCUGUUGCAGCUCCAUCACCUUCUUGUAUACUAUUAGAUACUCCAAAGACUUCUUCUAGUGUUAUGAUGUGUUCCACCUUGCAAUUUAGCUUUCAAGACCUAAAAACAAGGAGGCUGUGGAUGUUGUCUAGAUCGAAAUCAAGCUUACCUGGAGGAGUAAAAGCACAAAGGUGCUUUGCUGCUGCGACGCUGGAGCUUUCUCAAUCAGAAAACGAGGAGCGGAAAGCGAGGGCUUUAGCUGCAGCUACUACUGAGUUGGAAAGACUUUUUAGAAAGCAAGAUUUUGGCAGAAUGAAGGUAAUUGGGCAAUUCAAUCUUGGCUUCAUCAUUGGGAAGUUAGAUCAAGAUCUGUUUAUUGUGGAUCAACAUGCAGCUGAUGAGAAGUACAAUUUUGAGCGUCUAUCACAAUCUACUAUCUUAAACCAACAGCCUCUUCUUCGGCCAUUGAGGUUAGAGUUAUCUCCUCAGGAAGAAGUUGUUGCUUCAAUGCACAUAGACAUAAUCAGGAAAAAUGGAUUCUCUUUGGAAGAGGAUCCACAGGCUCCGCCUGGGCAACAUUUUAACUUGAAAGCUGUCCCCUUCAGUAAAAACAUAACUUUCGGAGUUGAAGAUGUCAAGGACCUGAUUUCCACUCUUGCUGAUAGUCACGGGGAAUGCUCAGUCAUGGGGAGUUAUAAGACGGACACCGUUGAUUCUGUUUGCCCAUCAAGAGUUCGUGCAAUGCUAGCAUCACGCGCAUGCAGAUCAUCUGUUAUGAUUGGGGACGCCCUUGGAAGAAAUGAGAUGCAGAAGAUUCUUGAGCAUUUGGCGGGUCUGAAGUCUCCUUGGAAUUGCCCGCAUGGCAGGCCGACUAUGCGCCAUUUGGUCGACUUGAAAACCAUACGCAGAAGGUCCGAAGAAGGCGAUGAUGAAGACUCUUGAUGGAUAUUUCCCUAACCUCGACCGGCGGACUCCCUGAUGGUCCCCUAACUUAUUUUGUACUUUCUUCACUUCAUGAAACAUUUGCCUUCCAAACUCCAAGCACUGCCAAGUAGGGCAGUUUUCAUUUGGAACUUUUUCAUGUACGAUGAUGAAAUUGGGUUUUGGCUACGUCGAACUUUUCGUUACAA
Molecule: messenger RNA, 3371 nt
Organism: Malus domestica (apple)
Lineage: Eukaryota; Viridiplantae; Streptophyta; Magnoliopsida; Rosales; Rosaceae
Product: DNA mismatch repair protein PMS1
Biological process (GO): mismatch repair
Cellular component (GO): MutLalpha complex
Molecular function (GO): mismatched DNA binding; ATP hydrolysis activity; ATP binding
Source: RefSeq, a predicted model, not a curated record